Molecule: messenger RNA, 3627 nt
Organism: Toxotes jaculatrix (banded archerfish)
Lineage: Eukaryota; Metazoa; Chordata; Actinopteri; Toxotidae
Gene: g2e3
Product: G2/M-phase specific E3 ubiquitin protein ligase
Exons: 17
Coding region: 136-2316 (726 amino acids)
Cellular component (GO): nucleus
Molecular function (GO): ubiquitin-protein transferase activity
Source: RefSeq, a predicted model, not a curated record
GGGAAAUUUAAAAGUCGACGGCGUUAAUCAGAAGUAAACACAAACAAUCGGAAUAAAACCACGAAAAAAAAUACACGAAAAUGACCGCAAACUGACUUCCUCCGCCCCCGAAUGUAAAGGUCUCCUCACACCAUCAUGAAGAAGAGGGUGAGAAGGUCACAGGUGUCAGACGCUGGCAGCAUCCAGGAGGACUGUUGUGUCUUGUGCAGACUUAAUGAUGAUGAUCCUGCCAUGUUUGGAGAAAAGAUCACACUUAAAGAGCACAAACUCUCAGUCCACUACUUCUGUUUGCUGACGUCGUGUGGAGUUUACCAGCGUGGAGAGGAGCAUGAGGGAGUUUUUGGUUUCCUGGUGGACGACAUCAAACAGGAGAUCCGCCGGUCGGCUCGACUGACAUGUUGCAGCUGUAAGAAGAAGGGAGCGUGUGUCGGCUGUAACGUCAGGAGCUGCAGGAAGACGGUUCACUUCCCCUGUGGGAGGAAACAGCAGUUCAUCUCCCAGUUCACUGGGCUCUUCCCGUCGUACUGUCCAGACCACAGUCCCUCUCAGACUCUGUGUCCAGGUUCAGACCUCAGUCUGCCUCAGUCCUGCUCCAUCUGUUUGGACUCCAUCGAGCCUGUCCUGUCCUACUUUGUCCUCAAAUGCCCAUCCUGCCACGCUAGCUGGUUCCACAGGGACUGUGUGCAGCGUCAGGCCCACAGUGCAGGCCUCUUCUUCUUCAGAUGCACUCUCUGUAACAACAAGGACAGCUUCCAGGAGGAGAUGCUCAGGAUGGGAAUCUACAUCCCAGAGAGAGAUGCCUCAUGGGAGUUGGAGGCAAAUGCGUAUUCAGAGCUGCUGGAGGUUUACAAGCGCUGUGAUGCUCUCACCUGCCUCUGCAACGACGGACCCACACACUCCGCAAAGACCGGGUGGUUUGAGGUGAUCCGCUGUCGGCUGUGUGGAUCCAGAGGCACUCACAGGAAAUGUUCGGGGCUGAAGUUGCACACCAGAGACUGGGCCUGCGCCGACUGCACACAGGCUACUGAUGGGAAAGCCUCCCUGGUCGCGUCUCCUCAGGGACGUCAGAGAAAGAGUCUUCUGUCCAAACGCCACCUGUCACCCAUCCACUCCUCCUUCAGCUGUAAAAGAUCUGGAUCACCCGAGGAGCUCCUGCAGGCUUUAGCCCCUCAGCUCUGUCCACUGAGUGUCCAGGUGGAGGUGAGUGGGUAUCAGGCUCUGAGUGCUGGUCUGGAGCUGGUCAGGAGGCCUGACUUCGACCCCACACACACUCUGUCUGUCAGGUUCAAAGAUGAGAAGCAGCCUUUAUUUCCCAGCAGCCUCCGGGACAGCGACACAGCCAAGCAGUACUUCUUCAAGCUGCUGGUCCAGCAGAUCCAGGACUCUGCAGUGUUUGAGGGUCCAGAUGGAUCCAAAAAUCUGGCAAUGGAUUCCCAGGCUCUGCGUGAGGAUCUGUACUUUGACGUCGGCUGCCUGUUGGCUCUCUCUGUGGUUCACGGUGGUCCACCUGUCGGCUUCUUCUCCCAUGCUCUUUACCAGUGUCUGUUCAACUACCCGCCCAACCGCCCGCUCACUGUCGCACACAUGACCCCCGACAUGCACUUCACACACCACGUGUGCAGGAUCGCAGAGGCCGACUCCUUAGACAGCCUGAGAGAAGCCAUGACUUCAAGCUGGGAGUACCUGGAGCUCGCCGGCUGCAACCGACCAAUCAGCAGCCUGGAGGAGAGACAGGCUUUGGUGGAGGACUUGGUCAGCUUCACCAUGAUCACCAGGAUGCAGCUGCCUCUGCAGAGGUUUCGGGAAGGCUUGCAGACUUUAGGUGUCUUUGAUCAGGUGCAGCUCUUCCCAUCAGUGUUCUGCAGUGUUUUCUGUGAAGAAGUAGAUCGUCUCACGGCUCAGACGGUCGGUCAACUCUUCACCAUCAACUUCUCUCAGCAGGAGGACAGGCUGGACAAAGAGACACCCGUCAUCACCUUCUGGAGACACUUCCUGUUGGAGUGUGAAGUUGGGAGGAGUUCCAUUUCCCUUCAGGACCUCCUCCUCUUUGCCACAGGAGCUGAGGAGCUUCCAGCUGCCGGCCUCCUCCCUCCUCCUUCCAUCUCCUUUCUCCACCCCCCCAGCUUCUCCCCACCAGGAGCCAAGGAGACAGGGAGACCAGGGACGGACGAGUGGAGGGAUGAGGGGCUCUUCCCUCAGAGCGAGCCCAGCUCCAAACACCUCCUCCUGCCUGUCACCUCCUCCUACCAGGCCUUCAAAAGCUCCAUGGAGCAGGCCGUUAGCCACCAUGUGCACCUCCUCCCUACACACAGUUAGAGGAGGAGGAGGAGGAUGGAGGCCUGAGUCUGUAUGAAAUCUUUAGUUUGUCAGAAAGCCCAGUGUUACUCACUAAUGAAUGAUUAAUGUUGUCAGAUGAUGAAGCUAAGACCUAAAAUGCAGAACUUUCCUUUAAAUUUUGCUCCAGGUGGCAUUAAAAAGUCGACUCAGAUGUCACAAGAUUAAAUGAUCAUAUUUUAUAAAUUGCUAAAUGUCUUCUAAAUUUUCUUUUCUAAAACCUUUGGUGCUGGUUUUAGUGCAGUGAUUUUUUUUUAAGCUUUUGUUUUUUGCUGUUUUCUGUUCGUGCUCCUGUCUCUUGUUUGUUUCCUGUAAUUAGUAACUGAAAACCACCGACCUGCAAACUGCAAAUUCAGGGGUUCACCUCAGAUUUUGGUUGAUUAAUGGACACGUUAUUGGCUCAUUUUAGGGUUUAUAACAACUUAAAAAUGACCAAAUACCAUUGAAGUAUUCCCUGGAUGUCAUUGAACAUCGAUGGCUCUCACUUUAUCAGUAAUGGAAAGUAAUGAAGUACAUAUAUUCAAGUACUACACUUGUACUUGGGUAAUUUCAUUUUUUUGUAUUUUAUGUCAGUAUUUUUUGGUUACUUUAUAUUUAUAUAAAUGCACAUGUUGUUCUUUUCACUGCUUUACCUGACAACCUUUAAUCACUUUGCAGAUUCAGAUUAAUGACACAAAAUAAAAUAAAAUAAAUUCUGAUGCAUUAUUAUAGGUUAAGAGAAAACUUAUUCUGAAAUGGGCCAUUCUGCAUGAAGAGUGCUUUCACCUUUGAUACUUUAGUGUAUUUUGAACUGAAUGCUUUUGUUCUUUUACUCAGGAAAACUUUUCAGUGCCUGAUUUUACAGUAUUUCUACACUGUGGCAUUACUGCUUUUAUUUAGGUAAAAUAUCUGAGCACUUCUUCCAGCACUGCUUAACCUGUUAAUUCCUAAAACUGUGCAGAUAAUCUGGUAAAAUGCUUUAACAUAUUACAAAACCCAUUGCUUUAUCCAUUAUUUCUUUAAAAUUCCAUGAAUAAAAUUAAUGGUCAAAUGAAUCUAAUUAAUUUAAAUGUGAAUGUAAUAAGAAUUUAAUGAAUUAGCAGUAACAGUUUCUAUGAAAACAGAUCAGCUGUAAUUUGAGUUGAUUACUAUCAAAACCACAUUCAUACAAUAUUCUUUCUGUCCAGGUACUGUUCAUCAGAUCCAGGUGGAUUUCUGUGCUUUUCUUUCCGUUUCUUGUUAUUUAUCCAUUUUGUGUUUUCUGCAUGUUUGUAUGAUUUUUUUUUCUUUGUUCUUGUGGAUCAUAAAUGUUUA